This is a messenger RNA of Cataglyphis hispanica, 532 nucleotides long. Its product is annotated as small integral membrane protein 8. The transcript is spliced from 2 exons. Bases 123 to 407 code for a protein of 94 amino acids. The record is from RefSeq and is a predicted model, not a curated record. NCBI's taxonomy places the organism in Eukaryota, Metazoa, Arthropoda, Insecta, Hymenoptera, Formicidae.
AUAAAGACUAAUUUACACUGACAAAUCUGAAAAAGUAGGGUUUUGUUAUUCAAUAUAUUACAUAUUUAGAUAAAAACAUGUGUGUUUGAUAAGCACGGAAUAUUGUGGUUAAAAGAUAGCGCAUGAAUAUUGAAAAAAAUAGGAUGAGUAAUAAAAAUGCUCGCGAGACAACGCCAGGUGACGGUUUACGAUCAUUACGGAGCACUUCGUUAUUCCGCGCUAUCAAUUUCGAGUUGUACGUCAAGCCGAACAAAACUAUUAUGAUUCUCGGUAUCGUAGCAAUGUUGGGUUGUUCAGGAUAUAUAUUUUACAUGAAUUCUGGUGAAAGAAAAAACGAUUAUCAAGCUAUGAUGAAAUCGGACGACACAGUAGUAUUAGUAAGAAAAACUUCUAAAUGGAACGACUGAAUAAGAAUGGUAUAUUAUGUAUACUUUCUAUAGUCUAAUUAAUAUUUAUUCAAUUUUAACAAUAUAUAUAUUAUUGUCUAUGUAUAUACAUGUUUAUAUCAAUUUAUAAAGAGCUUGGAACACUA